Messenger RNA from Fusarium poae, 516 nucleotides. RefSeq lists its product as uncharacterized. Lineage: Eukaryota; Fungi; Ascomycota; Sordariomycetes; Hypocreales; Nectriaceae. The record is from RefSeq and is a predicted model, not a curated record. The coding region runs from base 1 to 516 and encodes 171 amino acids. The transcript is spliced from 2 exons.
AUGACUCAACCAUUCGGGGGUUACCAUCCCAACUUCUUCUAUGAAAACAGCUCUUCAUGCCGAGAAAUUGCAAAGAGCCUAGAUUCUUUCCAUAAAAGAGGAAUGAAGCGUUCGGAUACGUAUCGUGAUAUGGUACACGCAGUCUUCCAACUAGGCGAAAUGGACGUCUACGUCCGUGAUCAACUCAAACAUGGCUCACAACCAAUAUCUCGCAGAGCCUUCGAGGCCGUAGCCGGCAAGAUACCGAAAGAGGAGCACCCGGACGUUACCACGAGAUUGGCCAUCAGUUCAUUUAUUGGGGUCAUUCGCAAAGUUCUUCGAUUCAGUACGUCAGAGAUCCCUGUGGGGGCUACAGGACGCCAUGAGACCAAAGACGACAUGGACAUUGCACUCAAACGUGAACCUAACGGUUUCAGCUUCCCAGAUCCUGAAGCAGUGGAUGUAUUGAAGGCUUCGACCAUAGACGUGAUUAGCUGUAUCUGUCAAGAGAUUCGAGAACACUAUGUACUUUUCUGA